GACCCAGGGAGCUCUAUAUAAACCAACAAAUCCAACAGCCAGGCUAUAGUUCACCAUCAAGAAGAAGCUAGAGCAGCAACAGCAAUUAAUGGCGCCGAUCAAAGUGUACGGGUGGGUGGUGUCGCCAUGGAUGGCGCGGGUGCUGGUGUGCCUGGAGGAGGCCGGCGUCGAGUACGAGGUCGUCCCGAUGAGCCGGUCCGGCGGCGACCACCGCCGGCCGGAGCACCUCGCCAGGAACCCAUUCGGUGAGAUUCCAGUACUGGAGGAUGGCGACUUGACGCUCUACCAAUCACGAGCAAUCGCAAGGUACAUCUUUCGCAAGUACAAGCCGGAGUUCCUGGGGCUCGGAGAGGGCGGCAGCCUGGAGGAGUCGGCGAUGGUGGACGUGUGGCUCGAGGUGGAAGCCCACCAGCACGAGCCCGCCGUGAAGCCCGUCCUGUUGCACUGCAUCAUCAACAAGUUCACCGGCCAGGACCGCGACCAGGGCGUCGUCGACGAGAGCGUCGGGAAGCUGGAGAAGCUGUUCGAGGUGUACGAGGCGAGGCUGGCCGGCUCCAAGUACCUCGCCGGCGACCGCCUCAGCGUCGCCGACCUCAGCCACUUCUCCUCCAUGCGCUACUUCAUGGCGACGGAGUACGCCGGCGUUGUCGACGCGUACCCGCGCGUGAAGGCGUGGUGGGAGGCGCUGCUGGCCAGGCCGUCGGUGAAGAAGGUCAUGGCCGGCAUGCCUCCGGAUUUCGGGUUCGGAAGCGGGAACAUACCAUAGUGCUGCUGCUUGUUUAGCUUUUGCGACUUGCUAGUAUAUUUUCUUAUCCAGGAAAAGAAGUAUUAAUUACCGCUCUAAACAAAUGGUACGUCACCAAGUUAUCUUGCAUAAGAGUUGUAAUAUUACAGAAUUAUGAAAUGGUUUUUGUUAUGAUGGAAUAAAUUUGUGUACUACCAAAACCAACACAAAGACAAAUUAAACGACAUCAUACACAUCCAAAUGACUAGUUAUCCCCUUUGACAUGUGUAUGUU
Molecule: messenger RNA, 1018 nt
Organism: Oryza brachyantha (malo sina)
Lineage: Eukaryota; Viridiplantae; Streptophyta; Magnoliopsida; Poales; Poaceae
Product: glutathione S-transferase 4-like
Exons: 3
Coding region: 89-766 (225 amino acids)
Cellular component (GO): cytoplasm
Molecular function (GO): glutathione transferase activity; glutathione binding
Source: RefSeq, a predicted model, not a curated record